This is a messenger RNA of Protopolystoma xenopodis, 231 nucleotides long. The record is from the annotation of a GenBank genome assembly. Lineage: Eukaryota; Metazoa; Platyhelminthes; Monogenea; Polystomatidea; Polystomatidae.
AUGCGCGUGUGUAAGUGUGGAAUCGAGAUCGUAUGUAGGAGCUUAUCUGGAUCGGAUAUCACCCGACCUGGUCCUGAUGGCCUCGCACUUUCUUUGCCCCCUCGACGGUCUAGCGGGUUCGCCUACGUUCCUCCCACAGCACAGGGUUCAAUGGGCAUUGAUCGGGUGCAUUCGGGGCUAUAUAUAGCUGUGCACAUAUGCAUGCCUGGCUUCGUGAAAGCGGCAACAUGA